Sporothrix schenckii 1099-18 is the source of this 1419-nucleotide messenger RNA. RefSeq names its product transcription factor. Bases 1 to 1419 code for a protein of 472 amino acids. NCBI's taxonomy places the organism in Eukaryota, Fungi, Ascomycota, Sordariomycetes, Ophiostomatales, Ophiostomataceae. The record is from RefSeq and is a predicted model, not a curated record. The transcript has 3 exons.
AUGCCACCCAGAUCCUCUCUCACUUCUUCUUUUUCUAUCACCGACUCGAACAACGAAGUCGUCUGCCCCUUGAAGAAUCAAGAUGGCUCAAGUUGUCGCAAGCGAUGCAUUGGCGAAAAGAGAUAUCGCUCCAUGCAGGAGCAUAUCCGUCGCGCGCAUCCCGAACAUUACAUCUCAAAGCUUCCGGCUACCGAAGAAAGCUUUCUGCUCAUGAUCAACACACCACCGAGCGAACGCCUGCCGAGUCAACAGAAUGCGGGGCCCGCUCAUCGCGGCAUGUCCGGCAGUAGUCCCGGAAACUUCAAUCCCGGCUUGAAUGGCCCGCCAAUCCACAACUCCAUGGGCCAUGGGACCAUCCACCAGAACCAGAACAAACCGUACCUGCACGACAUCAAGCAUGGCGCCCCGGGCAUCCCAAGAAGUACCGACGAAUUCGUUGCCGGGUCUGCGCUGCCGGCCGCAAGUGCGGCCGCAGCUCUCGCGCAACUUCACAACCACAAACUUGAUCGCGAUUGGGACGAAGGGGGGUGGACGUCCGACACAGAAAAAGGCCGCUUGUCGCACUCGUCUAUCGAGCUUCCCCCGAUACAUAUGGCCAACCCUGACAUCACCAGCGAGCCCUUUCCCGGUAUGAACAUGAAUCGGCAGCGUGAGCUUCUGCCCUCCAUUCUGUCCGGUUCGCCGCCCGGUCGCUCGUCGACACUUCCUCCGCUGCAACGUCCCUUGGGACCCUCGCGGCCAAGGAAGCAGUCCAUCACCAAGCGGACGCGCGAGACCCACCAUAAGAAGCAAAGGUCUCGGGGCUCCGCAUCAGACUGGCUGCGUCGUAUUCAGAAUGAGUCGGCCGUCGAUAGGCUACGCCCCGGUGGACCUCUGAAGGCAAUGUCGGCUGAGCCAUCUGAUUUUGGGAAGCGGUGGGAAGACCUGAUCGAUGCUGCGGCUUCCGCAACCGAGGACAUUGACGACGAGCGUACUCCCGUGCCGCAGUCGCCGAUUUCCAUCCACCGCGCCUCCUUGCCGCCUUUCCCACAUCAGGCGUUCCAGCACCACCAGCAGGCCCAGGGUGGCUAUCAAGCAUCACCGCUGCAACAGGCACUGACACCGCCGUCAUACGCGCAAGAGAUGCCCGAGCCAUUCCCCUCUGUUGAGAGCAAUGAAAGUGGCGAUGUUUUCAACAUGGAAUCCCGUGGCCUGUCCGACUCAUCUCCCAGCUACUCUUCGCAGAACCCGCAGAUCUACUGUGCGGCGUGUGGCAACAUCUCCCAGCUCCGGGAAUCGUAUGCGUGUACCGAAUGCAUAUGUGGUCUCUGCCAGGCCUGUGUCGAGGUCUUGAUGGGAGAGCAAGGCGCCAGCAGGAAAUGCCCGCGCUGUCACACAAUCGGCGGCCGCUUCAAACCUUUCCAGCUGGAUAUCCGGUGA